AUGUCGCCAACUUCGCUCGAGCAUCUGCCUAUCGAGCUGCAGAGAAUCGUCUUCUCUAAGCUUGACUACCAAUCUCUGAUCCACCUGUCGACAACGAACCGCCAUUUCCAUCGCACUGUCGAUCCCCAGACUAUGGCCGACCCACUCGACAAGCUCGAAUUCGUCAUGAGAGCGGCCAAGGACUUCCCUCAGCACCGUCCGAGCGAAAAGGGCCAGGAGUACCACCCUGGAAACUUCGAGUGCUACAUCUGCUUUCGAGUCCGCUCCCCGGACUGCUUCGACGUCCUCCAACCCCAGUUCGCCUACGUUGACUGUCAUGGCCGCGUCGUCCGCGAAAAGGAGCCCACCCGCUUCGACUCCCUCGUACCCCUACGCCGCUUCUGUAUCGACUGCGGUGUCCGUACCGCCCUUCACGCACCCUCCGAUUGCCUUACCACCAAAACGGGUCGGGACCUCUGGGUCUGCCGAUGCUGGAGAAUAUGGCCCAAGCCCGGUGUCCUCCGCUGCCCCGAAUGCUCCGGCGACUGUCCCCUCCGUCCCAGAAGGAAGAUGGCCCUCGAAAAGUUCCCAUCGCCUGCACCCUUUGCUUAUCCCACGCCUCGACUGUCCCGAGUUUGA
This is a messenger RNA of Geosmithia morbida, 618 nucleotides long. RefSeq lists its product as uncharacterized. Gene Ontology annotation, molecular function: protein binding. The record is from RefSeq and is a predicted model, not a curated record. The coding region runs from base 1 to 618 and encodes 205 amino acids. Lineage: Eukaryota; Fungi; Ascomycota; Sordariomycetes; Hypocreales; Bionectriaceae. The transcript has a single exon.